AGCACACACGACGGACAGAACGUUGAGCUCACAGAUUUUCCACGUUUUCUUGGCAGUUAUUUCAAAAAAGAAAAGACGAUUUCACUGUAGCCAGCUACUGAGCACAAAAACAUUCAGAAUUUUCUCUAUAGGUAUACUGUGUAAUGAAAACAGAUGAAAAUACUACAAUGCCUUUGGCACGGAUAGCCCGCGCAUACUACCAACUUGCCACAAAAACGAGUCGAUAUUUGUUCAGUGACUCGAGGCAGAGGAUCGUUGCCUAUAUAAUUAUCUUCUUAUGCUUUCUAACACCUCCAUCCACAUCAUUUGUUCUUUAUCAAGGAACAUCUGCAAAAAUUGAAUACAAAGAUGUAAAUAUGCUGAAAGAAAUGAAAAUAGAAGAUAGGAAAGUAAUAUUCGAAUUUUGUAAUUUUGUUGUCAAAUUUCCACAAUACCUUGUAAAAAAGAUGACACUCGAGCAAGUAAGGAAAUCAAAACCAAUUUGUGAACAACUUUUGCUGGGUAUUGCCAAAGUUAGAGAGCAAGAAGCACGUGCACAUCGGGCUCAUAGAGUAUAGAUUAAAAAUCAGUUCAAAAAUUGAAUCAUCUCUUAUCGUUUAUCUCAAAUCUCAAAAAACAGUCAUACAACAAAGAGGGUGCCUCCAGUGAAUCAAAGAGAAUCGACGUCGUUCUUCACAACUUUUUUCACUUUUUUUUUGCCAUUUUUCAUGUUUUUAUUUUCUUGAUUGUUAUAUCGAACAUUUUGUUCCCCGUGCACAACAGUAUUAUUUUCUCCGAAUUUCACUCAUUUCUGUAUGGUCGGUAUUCGUUUACUUUUUACAAAUUUCAUCAUGAUGAAGCUCUAAAACUAUACCGGAUUCCCGUUCAGUUGUUUUCAGUGUUCACUUACGUUGUAUAUUUUGUGUAAAUAAGGUUUUUGUCGGUUAUUUAAAAAACUAUUAAUUAAAAAAAAGAAACUAUAAACUCAUC
This is a messenger RNA of Caenorhabditis elegans, 969 nucleotides long. RefSeq lists its product as uncharacterized. The record is from RefSeq and is marked reviewed. Bases 144 to 557 code for a protein of 137 amino acids. Lineage: Eukaryota; Metazoa; Nematoda; Chromadorea; Rhabditida; Rhabditidae. The transcript has 6 exons.